AAUGGGGAGAGCGCACAAACUUCAUUACACAUUUUGGUUGAUGGCCGCUGUUUUCGAUGGCGCAGUUCUAAUCCGAAUCUCAGUCAGUGAACAACGAUAUUUUUAGAUUCUCGCACGUCUCUUGUGGGAAGCAAGUAAAUAAGCAACAAUGACAAUUGAAAUCAACACACCCGAUAAAUUGGAAUACCAAUUUUUCCCAGCGAGUGGGGGAGUAUUCGUCUUCCAGGUGCGUUCGGCAAAAGAUGCCCAUAUCGCCCUGACCACGGGCCCCCAGGAGAGUAAUCCCAUGUAUGAGAUCUUCCUUGGCGGUUGGGAUAACAGCAAGUCGGUAAUUCGCAAGGAUCGGCAGAAGCCUGAUGUUGUGGAGUUGCCAACACCUGGCAUUUUGAAUGCCGGUGAGUUCCGUGGUUUCUGGGUUCGUUGGUACGACAACGUCAUAACCGUUGGUCGCGAGGGCGAGGCUGCUGCCUUUUUGUCCUACGACGCUGGUCAACUGUUCCCGGUUAAUUUCGUGGGAAUCUGCACUGGCUGGGGAGCCGCUGGCACUUGGUUGCUGGAUGACUCCGCACCCUCAGCGCCACCAGCCAUGGGCUUUGCCCCGCCGACGUGCAGUGGUCCAGGAUGCUGGGUUCCCGCGGCCAAUGGAGAGGUUCCGCCCAAUGCCUUGCAGGGAGGCUUCGACAGCAAUGAGCAGUUGUACAUUGCUCGUGCUCGCCACGAAGGUGACCUUAUUCCCGGAAAACUGCAUCCCACACACGGUGUCUGCUAUGUAGCUUGGGGAGGUGGUGAGCACGGCCACAGCGAGUACGAGGUGCUCUGUGCCGGCGGCGGACAGUGGGUGCCCGUGGAGGCAGGCAACAUUCCACCCAACGCACUGCCCGCGGGUGAGACUGCCAGUGGGGAGCCAUUGUUCAUUGGACGCGCAACCCACGACGGCACCAUCACGGUGGGAAAGGUCCAGCCAUCGCAUGGUGUCUGCUACAUACCGUACGGCGGUGAGGAACUAUCCUACAAGGAGUUCGAGAUCUACGUUUCGAACUAGGCAGAGAUGAAAUCACGUACCGCCCGCUUCAGUUGCGUUAUCGUACACAGUGCAGCAGUUGAAGCUUUCCCCUCGAAUUGUAUUUAGUAGUUCGCCUGUGCAACCAAUGGAUCACACACUUACAUAUACAUACAUAAGACUAGUACCGUAACAUGGGUGCACAUCAUUGAUGUCUGAUGGUGCACGCGCUGAUAACUUAGAAUUGCUAUAUUCGUGUGUAUGUAUGUAACAAGCUUUAAAAUGCACCACAUAUUUAUUGUCAAUUAAAUUGUUUAAUAAUUGUUAACGAAUCUCAAA
Molecule: messenger RNA, 1339 nt
Organism: Scaptodrosophila lebanonensis
Lineage: Eukaryota; Metazoa; Arthropoda; Insecta; Diptera; Drosophilidae
Exons: 3
Coding region: 149-1042 (297 amino acids)
Source: RefSeq, a predicted model, not a curated record